Messenger RNA from Solanum tuberosum (potato), 726 nucleotides. RefSeq names its product dual specificity phosphatase Cdc25. The coding region runs from base 37 to 486 and encodes 149 amino acids. NCBI's taxonomy places the organism in Eukaryota, Viridiplantae, Streptophyta, Magnoliopsida, Solanales, Solanaceae. Gene Ontology annotation, molecular function: protein tyrosine phosphatase activity. The transcript is spliced from 3 exons. Gene Ontology annotation, cellular component: nucleus; cytoplasm. The record is from RefSeq and is a predicted model, not a curated record.
UCAAUUUUGUAACUAUUAUUUUCCUUUGUUUUGUCCAUGUUUUCUUGUUUUUGGAGAAACUUGACAAGCCAAAGACAGGAGGAACCCAUGGCUAGGAGCAUCUCAUACAUCACAGGCUCCCAGCUUCUCUCUCUCAAACGCCGUCCAAAUAUCGCCAUCGUCGACGUCAGAGAUGAUGAGAGGAGCUACGAUGGGCACAUAGCUGGGUCGCUUCACUUUGCAAGUGAUACUUUUCUUGAUAAAAUACCCAGUCUUAUUCAAGCUGCUAAUGGCAAAGAUACCCUUGUUUUCCACUGUGCUCUUAGCCAGGUUCGAGGACCAAAAUGUGCAAGGAGGCUUGCAGAAUAUCUAGCUGAAUCGAAAGAUGAUGUGGGAAUAAAAAACAUUAUGGUAUUGGAGCGUGGUUUUAAUGGAUGGGAGUCCUCUGGUAGACCAGUUUGUCGUUGCGCUGAGGUCUUCUGCAAGGGUCACACUGAACCAGCAUAGCUAUAAAAAAAAAAAAGGUAGAUAAACCAUGUCAAAGAAGAGGGGAUAUAUUGUACCCUGAUAUAUAGUUCGACAGAUUGUAAUAUUGUCCUAUAAAAGGAUCCUAUGGAGUUGUGAUCUGAGAGGCAUAAAUGGCUGUUUGGCUGCUCAUCAUUUUGAAAAGAAACCAAACCAUGUUAUUUUCAUUUUUAUGCCAUCUUAAAUUACUAUGUUGACAUAAUUUGAAUUUCCUUACUCAUA